Mytilinidion resinicola is the source of this 1486-nucleotide messenger RNA. Its product is annotated as Thioesterase/thiol ester dehydrase-isomerase. Gene Ontology annotation, molecular function: fatty acyl-CoA hydrolase activity. The record is from RefSeq and is a predicted model, not a curated record. The transcript is spliced from 2 exons. Lineage: Eukaryota; Fungi; Ascomycota; Dothideomycetes; Mytilinidiales; Mytilinidiaceae. The coding region runs from base 172 to 1260 and encodes 362 amino acids. Gene Ontology annotation, cellular component: peroxisomal matrix. Gene Ontology annotation, biological process: acyl-CoA metabolic process; fatty acid catabolic process.
CUCCCAUUUCCCACGCCCGAGCAACUAUUAUACCCUGCUGGCCUUCACGAUUAGAUGUCAAUAUGUUCACUCAUCUUCUAAAGAGAUAUUAAUACGACAGCUCUCGCUCUUAUUCUAUCUUUCCUUGUAUAGCUACUUUAGAUUGUACCCUUCGUCACGACUGUACUCCAAAUGCCCCCCAUAAUGCAUUCGACGCUUAUCAAGCCGCCCGCAGUAGACUCCUCCAUAUCCAGGAUUGAGAAUGUCCUCGAAUUGACCCAGCUGUCCGACAUCGACCCUGACCUCUUCACAAACAUGCGUCCGCUAUGGCAUCCUCCCGGAGCGCGAGGCAUCUUCGGUGGUGCCGUCAUCGCGCAGUGCCUGAGUGCUGCGCAGCGCACCGUUCGUCGAGACUUUACCGUCCAUUCGAUGCACUGCUACUUUGUCCUCGCCGGGAACUCUGAAAUCCCCAUAAUAUACCACGUUGAGCAUGUUCGCGAAGGGAAGUCGUUUGCGACUAGGACAGUCCAGGCGCGACAGAAGGGCAAGGUCAUAUUCACAACCACCCUAAGCUUUGUGAAAGAAGACAGUGGAGGGAAGGUCAAGGUGGAACACACAACUCCGAUGCCCGAAGUACCUGCCCCAGUUGAGGGGAACGAUGAUAUAUAUCCCCAGGGCGACGAAGGCCCGUUCCAAAGUCAACGCGCCGAGAUUUUGAACUACGAGUCCCCUCACCCGCACACAAAGAAGACGAGACAAUGGAUGAAAGCUCGAGGCCGUAUAUCUCCAUCCGGGGGACACGAAGCCCAUCUCUCAGCCCUAGCGUACAUGUCGGACAGCUACUUCAUUGGGACCAUAGCCCGCGCGCACAAGUUGACGCGCUAUUCCUCUUCGCGUACUGGGAACAGCAAAUCUACCAUAGACGAAGAAAUGCUGAAGAAGCUACUCGCCAUGGACGACGAGACGCUGAGGCGAGUACCUGGUAUAGAGGACGAUGACAUCAAGCGACUGCAGUUGCUGAGACAAGGCAAAGACAUAUCAAAAGAGGAAAUGAGGCCGGAAGUUGGGAUGAUGGUGAGCUUAGAUCACAGUAUCUACUUUCACAACCCAAGAGCAUUUAGAGCAGAUGAAUGGAUGUUUACAGAGAUGGAAUCACCAUGGUCUGGAGACGGCCGGGGUUUAGUGUUCCAAAAGAUGUUCACAAAGGAUGGCGUGUUGAUUGCUACGUGCGUACAAGAAGGUGUUGUGCGGCUAAAACAGCCGCCAGAGAGCAAAAUAUGAGCUGAUCAUUUAUUUCUACUCUCCUUAGGACUCGGAUGGAGCACGUGGGAAAUAGCGAUCUUCGGAAGCCCUUGUACAGGAUGAACUCUUCGCAUUUCAAUAACGCAGCGCGUAGAGCGCUGAGCAGAUUGCGAUAUAUUACUUUAGACGUGUAUAAUCUUGCGUAGUUGAAGGCUUCUCUGGUCUUUGAGCAUGCCUGCGAUGAAACGAUUCCAAUUCUACCUGC